AUGCCGGAGACCGGGCAGGAGCCACCCAGCGCCCCUCCGCCGCCCCCCAAGGAGUCCUUCUACAUCAAGAACCUGCUCAACGGCGGCCCCCCCAAGGCGCCCCCCAAGCAGCCGCGGGCGCUGUUCGCCCCCUCGGGCAAGGCGGCGGUGGACGGCGCCGGCUUCGCCCUCUCGCAGGUGGGCGACCUCGCCUUUCCCCGCUUCGAGAUCCCGGCGCCGCGCUUCGCCCUGAGCGCCCACUGCCUGGAGCGCGCCCAGACCUGGUGGUACCCCUACGCCCUGACGCCGGCCGGAGCCCACCUGCCCCGCACGGAAGCCGCAGAGAAAUCCCUGCUGAGGGACUCGUCCCCCGCCUCGGGCACCGACCGGGACUCCCCGGAGCCGCUGCUGAAGGCGGAGGGGGAGCAGAAGGAGCUGGACUCCAAGAGCCCCGACGAGAUCGUCCUGGAGGAGAGCGACUCGGAGGAGGCGAAGAAGGAGGGAGGCGCGGAGGACUGGAAGAAGCGGGAGGAGAGCCCGGAGAAGAAGCCGUGCCGCAAGAAGAAGACGCGCACGGUGUUCAGCCGCUCGCAGGUCUUCCAGCUGGAGUCCACCUUCGACAUGAAGCGCUACCUGAGCAGCUCGGAGCGAGCCGGCCUGGCCGCCUCGCUGCACCUGACAGAGACCCAGGUGAAGAUUUGGUUCCAGAACCGCCGCAACAAGUGGAAGCGGCAGCUGGCGGCCGAGCUGGAGGCGGCCAACCUGAGCCACGCCGCCGCGCAGCGCAUCGUCCGCGUCCCCAUCCUCUACCACGAGAACUCGGGCGCGGAGGGGGGCGCGGGGGGCGGCGGAGCCCCCGGCACGCAGCCCCUGCUCACCUUCCCUCACCCCGUCUACUAUUCCCACCCCGUGGUCACCUCCGUGCCGCUCCUGCGGCCCGUCUGAGCCCGGCCGCCGCUGCGCGGAGGGGCGCGGAGAGGCGCGCAAGGCACCCGGCCGCUUGUAAGUACUGCAGCCCCCCGUGCGGGUCACCCGGCCGGCGUCUGCGGAGCGCGGGGG
Molecule: messenger RNA, 1038 nt
Organism: Vidua chalybeata
Lineage: Eukaryota; Metazoa; Chordata; Aves; Passeriformes; Viduidae
Gene: HMX3
Product: H6 family homeobox 3
Exons: 2
Coding region: 1-924 (307 amino acids)
Biological process (GO): regulation of transcription by RNA polymerase II
Cellular component (GO): nucleus
Molecular function (GO): RNA polymerase II transcription regulatory region sequence-specific DNA binding; DNA-binding transcription factor activity, RNA polymerase II-specific
Source: RefSeq, a predicted model, not a curated record